This is a messenger RNA of Scophthalmus maximus (turbot), 5325 nucleotides long. It is a transcript of the gene cbarpb, whose product is annotated as CACN subunit beta associated regulatory protein b. NCBI's taxonomy places the organism in Eukaryota, Metazoa, Chordata, Actinopteri, Pleuronectiformes, Scophthalmidae. Gene Ontology annotation, biological process: negative regulation of calcium ion-dependent exocytosis; negative regulation of voltage-gated calcium channel activity. Gene Ontology annotation, molecular function: transmembrane transporter binding. The record is from RefSeq and is a predicted model, not a curated record. Gene Ontology annotation, cellular component: secretory granule; plasma membrane. Bases 495 to 3200 code for a protein of 901 amino acids. The transcript has 11 exons.
UCAAUAUAAAAACAAGUUAUUACGAGCUACUCUAUAAACCGCCACUCGUGUGUUUUGUUAUCGGCAGCGACAGAGGAAAUGAUCGGAUGGGACUUAGUGUAAAAGGCGACUCGAAUCAAAAAGAAUACACUGUGUAUGAUACCAGUGGGCCAGCUGGUAUGUAACGAUUUUUUUUUGUUUGUUGUCGAGCAUGACGGGAUAUGGCUUUACUGGGACUCCCGUGUCUUACCAUCUGCUCAGCCAACUGAUCAAUACAGCAAUAAUCAGGGGUUGUGAAACCACAGACCCAUGCAGCACUGCCGUCCUGUUGCUCCGAGGCCAGUGGGCCGGGCCUGACGGGGGAACACUUGGGGGGCUGGGUGGGCUGAGGCGCUGAGGAUGCAGCAAGGGAGCUGAGGAGGAGACUCCCGAGCCACAGCCUGACACACACACAUCCAGAGCUUGCUGCUGCGCACUGCCCUCCAUCAGGGGGGACUCUCUAGUUGGCCUGGACCAUGAGCAAUGAGUCUACCGUCUGGAACAUCCUACCAGAAAACUCCACAGAGAUCCCAUUUAAGGCAAAGGAGCAACAAGAUGGCUAUGUGCUCGCCCUGGUGAUCCUCUCCAUCUUCCUGGUAGGAACGCUGAUCUUCAUCUCGGUCCUCCUCAUCACCUGCCGUCGCUGCUGUCGUGGAGGGCAAUGCUGUGACAGGGCCAGCGAUGACCCUGAAAAAAACAACACCACCUACAUGGAGGAGUCGCAGCCCACCCAUGAAAUCACCAUCAGGGUGGAUGAGGCAGACUGCCUGUCAAUGGCCAGCUCUCACGAUCAAGAGACAGAGCGCUUCCUCUCCACGGGCACCACCGGCCGCCGUGUCUCCUUCAAUGAGGCUGCACUCUUCGAUCAUGGCAAGAAGGCGCAGGAGAAGGGCCGCAGGUACACUCUGACCGAGGGUGACUUUCACCACCUGAAGAACGCACGCCUCACACACCUCCACAUCCCUCCUCCGGCCCUCAAGAUAGUUACCAUCCACGAGUGUGACUCUGUCGAGAACACCAUCGCCAUGACAACGCGCCCUGUCGCCAAGUCAGCACUUUCCAUCUUCCAGCCAAUGCUGUGCCCCCUUCCACAAACAGCGUUGACCAGCCUGAGUGUCAAUCCAAGCUGUGCCCUCCCUGGAGAUGCGCUCAACUCUGUGGUGGACACCAGCUUCAGCGAGAACACUAUAGCGCUCAGCACUAAAGAGCCCAUCUCCAGCUCUAUUGAAAUGAUGAGAGCUGGGCCCCGGGGCAGAGGCAGCAGUCUCAGUGUUGGAGAAGGGGCCGCGGUGGGCAGCAGUGCCCCUCCUGCUGGUGUUGGUGGUGCAGGAAGUCAGGGGCCCGUGCUGCAAUUCUUCACUAAACUGCGGCGCCAUGCUAGUUUGGAGGGCGCCAGUCCCUACUUCAAGAUCAAGAAAUGGAAGCUGGACAGCAGCCAGAGAGCUUCGAGUCUGGACACCAGAGGCUCGCCAAAGAGGAGGCAGUUCCAGCGCCAGCGGGCUGCCAGUGAGAGCAUGGACCAGGACGACAAUGACGCGCACCACAUAGACCUCAUUCAGUACAUCGCCCGCACCCAGGACAUCACCUACUGCCCCAGUCAGCCCACAACGCGCCUCCUCUCACCUCCUUCUACACCACCCCCCUCCCUCGGCAGGGUAGAGGUAGAGGUGAUGGUGGAGCCCCGCUGCAGCUAUGGAGGACCAGGGGUGAUUGGCCUAUCCCCUGAUCCCCAAGACGAAGCACUGAGCCUAGAAAGAAGGGAAGGUGCACACCCCUUGGACCCCCAAGAUCCCCAGGACCCCCAGUCACUUUACAGAGACAUCUGGAGCCUUCGUGCAACACUGGAACAGUACGCCGCCUCUGAUCAGAGCAGCAACAACGACAGGAACUCUGUCUGCAGUGAUGCUGACAGUGUGUGUUCGCUGGGCGGACGCACAGAGACCGAAAGAGGAGGCCUCCCCAGCAACCCGUCCCAGGAUUUAGGGGACGAGGCAGAAGGUGUGGAGGAUGACAAGAGCUUUUUGAUGUACGUGGAUGAGAAGUUGGGUAUGAAGGAGGGGAGAAAAAGGAAACAGGAAAGCACAGAAUCAGAGCGAGGGGCCAGUGACGGAGAAACAGGGACUCGUAAACUGCUGCAGAUGGACAGCGGCUACGCAUCAAUAGAAGCUCCAUCCCGAGGUCCAGAAGACCUGCGACUGUUUGGAAGCAGCGUCAGUGGCAGCCCUAAGGACAGGACAGCCCAUGAGAAAAGGCACCACUUCACAAAUGCAGGGCGAACUGGUACUAUUGGUGACAGCCUUGAGUCUUAUCUCUUUGAGGAGGAGCCAGAAGAUGAGUCGUUGUUGGGUGCCACUGGCGGAGUUUCCAUAGAAACAGGUGCUGGUCCACUGAGCUGGUUCCCAUACGGUCAGAUGCUCACACCUCGAGAGGCCACGCCACUGUCAUCUCAACCACCAACCCUGCACCGACGAGACUACAGCAUAGAUGAGAAGACGGACGCUCUCUUCCACGAGUUUCUUCGCCAUGACCCUCAGUUUGAUCAGCUAGAGUCGCCGCAGAGGAAACACCGAUCCCGAAUCCAUCUCCGCAAGCAGUGGCAGCGGCACAAACAGUGGAGCGACCCUGGUGUCAGACACUUCCAGUCAUCCUUUGAGAGACUGCGGACUCCGCUACGUAGGGGUCAAAGUGUAAAUUAUCCGCUGGACACGAGCUACCAGAGCACCCUGCCCCGCAUCGUCAGUGCUCCAGACGAAGAGGCCAGCGAUGGCACUGGCAGCACUCCUGACACUCCGAAGGUAGAACCUACGACUACGGAUGAUGGGAGUUUGGAAAGUGAGCAGGGAAUCACUGUCAAAGACACUGAGGGUCACACCCCUUCUCCUUCGCCUCCUCUUCAUCCAUCUACGUUACACAAAGGUGAAGGACCGAGUGAGCACCUUGACCUUCAAGAGAACAGCAAAAAGUCAGGACUCCCUCCCGAGCCACCAGAUGAGCGCUCACCCCCUCAGCUGCCCGACUCCUCAGGCUACGGCCCACAAACCAUCACAGCAGAGCUCACAGACAAACUGACUGCCAACCUGGAUGAGAGGCUGUACACGGGCCUUCGGAGGACCAGGGACUCGGCCACUGAAUGUGUGACGGUGACGGCCACGCACGCCUCUCCCGACCACAGCCCAGUCUAGCUCGACUCCAGUCGUCCUCCUUGUCAGCUUCACACCUGCUGAAACACACUGCUUCUGUUCGAGUUGUCUUUCCUCACUUCAAAUGUCCCUCUGUAUACAGUUUGAAUGGUGUGAUCCAGACCCACGAAGAAACAAUGGAAAGUGUGCUUUAAACCGGUCUAUAUUUAAACACUCUUUCUCAGAUAUUGUUAGAUACAGUUGAUCAAAUAGAAAUGCAUCCAGUCUCUCUUUAUGCCUGUUAGCAUUACAAAGCUGUUCAGUGUCGCCAUUUCACUUUUUAUCGAAGAUGAUACAUAUGUAGAACUAACAUCAAAAACAAUGCUUUCUGUUUGUCUAUUGUUUUUUUCUGUGUCUGUGGUCUAUUUAGUCUAUAUUUCCAAGUCUCUACUGCUGUUAUUCCUGUCUCUGCUCUCCAGUGAGAAUAAGUGAGGCUGGGGGGCGGUUUGGCCUCUGUACUUGUUGACCCACUGUGAAACUAGGUGCUAUUAGAUGUAAAGAAAGCUACAGAUCUAGACACAGAUCAUGCAUUACAGAAAUAGAAGAAGUGUUGUCGUACUUAUGAGGUAAAUGUUAGAUUGUAAUUUAUCAAAAUUAUACGAGGCACAUUCUGGGAUUAACUAGACAAAAUUCUAAAUGUGGUUCAAAAACUUGUAGCUCAGAAUUCCCCAGAUGAUUAAAGUAAUGUGACAAAAAAUUUGUUCACUUUUAUUUUAUUGGGUUUUAAUCGAUUGAUGAAAGAGAUCUAUUGUUCAACUGAUUCUGUUGAGCUGUACUGCUCAAUCAGUCUAAAUCAUGCUCCUUUUUUUCCGUAGCCAUUUUUCACGGAUGUGUCUCGGUAUCGAGCUGAGUUGGAAGAUGACAUCAACAGUCUUUGGCCCGGCCACAAUGCUCUGAUUGGUCUGUUGUUUUAAGUGUCAAAUUGUAAGAUGCUUUAUUGUAUUUCCCACCCAAGGUGGGCAAAGCCCCUCCCCUACCCUGACUCUGGUUGGCUGGUAGUCGUUGCCUCCAUUGGUUGGGUUGGUUAUAGGUUUUGGUGUGAAGAGUGACGACUGCUUAGGGAUAGGGUAAGAAUAUCAGGGUAAGACAAUGAGGUAGCGGCCAGGUCUUUGCCCAUCUUGGGUGGGAACCAGGCAAGUCAUUAGGGGGCACAAGCCAAACUGUUUGGGAACCACUGGUUUAGAUAGAUCACCAAGAAUAAAAGCCAGAGACGUUUGUCCCAGAAUUACCAGAUUUCUCCCAGCAGUUAUUUUGAAAUGGAAGACAUUAUCAGAUUCUCCCUAUCAUGGUCAUCGUGUAUGUUGUUUUUGUUUGUAUGACUGAAACUGUGUCUCAGCUGUAACAAAUAUGUCUUGUUUGUUUUUCUCUGGUUUGUUUUAUGUCUGCAUCGCUUGAACAACAGUAAAAACUGACUGUGGGGCAGGUUUCUGUGCCAACAGACAGAACUGACGAACCAGACAGGCACUAGUGCUCUUGUAUGAUGACUUUUUAUCAGAUGUGACUAUAAUCUAUGAGUACUCUAAGAGUUGGGCAUCACUGACACUAGAACAUACUCAGUCUACAGCCUUUGGGGUGGGCAGUUACAUUAAAAUCCAUCAGACAGGAAGGCUGCCUGCACAUACCUUUGGUGUUUUUUGAAUUUAUAAGAAAGGCAUGCUUCCUUGUGCAUGUCGCUCCCAGAACAGUACAUAUUUGUCCAAAUCUGACAUUCUUGUUUUUUUCCCCUUCUCUUCUCCUGAGGAAGUUGACAGUACAGUCGAUGCAGACGACUUUAAUCAUAAGAAAGCUUAUCAAAACCAAACAGAACAGAAAUAUUAUUUGUAUUGAAGUCCACUUUAUUUUUCUCUCUAAUUUGGCAUCCUUGCGCGAUUAAAACAAUCCAGCACUGCCAUUCAAAUGAAACCACAUCAGCAGGAAGAAUAUCCUCAGCAGCCGCUUGACCGUGACCCAGUUUUGCUCAUGAAAUCUUAUUCUCAGAGGGGCUGUUGGGCUUCUCCGUCUUCCCCUUGUGCAAUGCGGGGAGCCACUGCAGAUGAUGGUGUUGAAUAUUAAUCAUAACAAGAGAGUGGAAGCCCUCUUUUCAACCUCCGUUGUUCUUUCAGGCCGUUACGGUGCAGUAAAUGAAAAG